AUGCCCGAGCCUGAUCCUGAUUCUGAUGAGGAUGAGCCCAUUCCUGAUGCUGCUGCUCCAGUGCAGCAAGAACUUGUCAUGCAUCCCCAUCAUGACAUGUAUAUGCAAGAAUUUCGUAGGUUGCAUGAAGACAAUCGGCGUUUGCAUCGUGACUAUUCUGAACUUUAUGAUAGUGUUUGUGAGAUAAAUACUGAGAUGGUGGAGUUUAGGGAAGAGUUUUAUACCUUUAGAGACAAUCAACAAGCCCGUAACCAACAUGUGGAUUCCCUUGUGACCGACAUGCAUAGGGAAAUUCGUUUGUGUUUGAUUUUGUUGGCUUGUUUAGCAUUAGAAGUUUAUUUUGAAGCCAAUAAUUAUGAUUAUAUGGUUCUAUUUUGUAUAUUUGUUGUUGUUGUAUAUUUCUUUUGCGCUCCUGAUAUGGUUAUGGAUUUAUCUCCUAUUGUGGAUUACCGAGAGUUGACACGGAUUUUGGAAGAAGAUAUGAAGAUUGUGCAACCACAAGCUAUUGAAGAGCAUGGGGAGAAAACUAAGAAGAAUGGGAUAUCCCUUACUGUUAGGGUGCAAAGUCACUCUUGGAUGUAG
Molecule: messenger RNA, 582 nt
Organism: Lactuca virosa
Lineage: Eukaryota; Viridiplantae; Streptophyta; Magnoliopsida; Asterales; Asteraceae
Source: the annotation of a GenBank genome assembly